Molecule: messenger RNA, 666 nt
Organism: Cornus florida
Lineage: Eukaryota; Viridiplantae; Streptophyta; Magnoliopsida; Cornales; Cornaceae
Product: ubiquitin-ribosomal protein eL40 fusion protein
Exons: 5
Coding region: 59-445 (128 amino acids)
Biological process (GO): translation; modification-dependent protein catabolic process; protein ubiquitination
Cellular component (GO): ribosome; cytoplasm; nucleus
Molecular function (GO): protein tag activity; ubiquitin protein ligase binding; structural constituent of ribosome
Source: RefSeq, a predicted model, not a curated record
CCUCAUUUCUGUAAAUUCAGUCGUAGAGAGAGACGGUGUGUUCGUCUAGUGAGAGAAGAUGCAGAUAUUUGUGAAAACCCUAACCGGUAAGACAAUAACUCUUGAGGUAGAGAGCAGUGACACCAUCGACAAUGUGAAGGCCAAGAUUCAAGACAAGGAAGGUAUUCCACCGGACCAGCAAAGAUUGAUAUUCGCCGGAAAGCAACUCGAAGAUGGCCGAACUCUCGCCGACUACAACAUCCAGAAAGAAUCGACCCUCCAUCUUGUGUUGAGGCUUAGAGGAGGGAUCAUAGAACCUUCUUUGAUGGCUUUGGCUCGGAAAUACAAUCAAGACAAGAUGAUAUGCAGGAAAUGCUAUGCCCGUCUGCAUCCAAGGGCUGUGAACUGCAGGAAGAAGAAGUGUGGUCACAGCAAUCAGCUGCGGCCUAAGAAGAAGAUUAAGUGAACCUUUGUGGACUCUUGUUUUUUGCAUUUUGAAGUGGAGCUGAACCAUUGGAUUUGUACUAAACAAGCUACAUAUGUUUUAAUUACAAUGGAUGCUGUACCUCUAAUAUGUUGCACUACCCCUUUAUUUGCAUUCUGCAGCAUUUAGAAGAUUGUAAUGGGAAUGGCAUCGAAUUCCAUAUGUGUGUCUUUUUAAUCAAUGUCAGUGGAUUUGUUCGUAAA